UUCUUCUUCUUCUUCUUCUGUAAAAGACAUCCCACCUGUCUUUCUCUCUAGAGCUACGGCAAAGCAUUUGCCUACUACUAUCCUGCUACCUUCCCUUCUCAGAUUAUAGAAAGAGAGAGUUGGGCAGCUGCAGCUACAAUUUCAUGUCAAUUUGGUGAUUUUUUCUAUAGCCAAGCAUGGAACAAAGCUGCCCAACAGACCCUGAAAAAAAGGGGGAUUAUGCGCUCAUUGGGGAUGGAGAGGACCAAUUGUUGGGGUUGUAUGAUAAACCGCUCCCAUGCUUUGGCUGUGGUAUUGGUUGGUUUUCUUUUUUGCUUGGUUUCAUAUUCCCGUUGAUGUGGUACUAUGCUACAAUCCUUUACUUCAGAAAUUACUACCUUAAAGAUCCUAGGGAAAGGACUGGACUUGCCACUUGUGCAAUAGCUGCUCUGGUAUUUACAGUUGUGGCACUGAUUAUCGCGGCUGUGAUUCUUCUCUAGUGCUUCUUGAAACCCUAAGCUCUCCUUGUAUAUAUUUAUUCUCCAAUCUAACACACAAGCGAAAUAGAACGAGGGAUCUCUGGGGAAAGAGCUUGGUAAAGAAUUUUGCUGGCUGAUUGUAAGUCUUACUAUUCGUGCAAAAAAAUAAUUGUAUGUACAUAUAAUAUGACCACUGUAGUGAAGUUUAUAACACACUAGCCACAUUAUGAAGAGAUACAAAUUAUGAGAGAUGUGUCCUAUUGAAAUGCUUUACUUUUUGCCCA
Molecule: messenger RNA, 742 nt
Organism: Chenopodium quinoa (quinoa)
Lineage: Eukaryota; Viridiplantae; Streptophyta; Magnoliopsida; Caryophyllales; Amaranthaceae
Product: 60S ribosomal protein L18a-like protein
Exons: 5
Coding region: 177-479 (100 amino acids)
Source: RefSeq, a predicted model, not a curated record